AUACAAGUAGGAUAGAAAUGUAGCAAUAAUGUAAUCCCGAGUGUUUGCACUGUUUGUGAGCCAAAGGCUUUGCUAGAUUUCCCUAGUUUAAAUAGCCUAUUCCAGGUUGGUUAAACCACUUGCUGAGACCAAGAGUAUCUCAACAUGAAGUAUUUGUUUGCUGUUCUAUUUGCUGUUGGUGUUCUGGUUACCAGUUGCUGGUCAGCGUGCUUUUUUGAUCAGCCACAACGAGGACAAAAUAUAGAUGGGUGUGCUUAUGAGGGAGAGCUGCAUUUGUUUGGUAGUUCCUGGCGAACUGAGAACUGCUUAUCCUGUUCUUGUUACUCUGAUGGUUCCAUAAAAUGCUGCUCCCUGACAUUUAGACCAGUCUACGACAAGAAGAAAUGUAAAGCUGUGUUUAACAAGGAGACAUGCAAGUUCACUGUGAUGCAGAAUCCAGCCAGCACACAGCCCUGUGACUCAUACGCUAUGGUGGGAUAAUGGUGCAUUCUCCGUGCUGGCAUCAUGUGAGGCUUCUGGCCAUAUCUCUUCCUUUCCAAGCAAUGAACAACCUCAGUAUAUGAUAAAUCAGUAAUCAUGUCACAUCCGAUUUAAUCCAGUUCAAUAAAACUGCACAAUGUG
Molecule: messenger RNA, 621 nt
Organism: Bombina bombina (fire-bellied toad)
Lineage: Eukaryota; Metazoa; Chordata; Amphibia; Anura; Bombinatoridae
Product: beta-microseminoprotein
Exons: 4
Coding region: 145-480 (111 amino acids)
Source: RefSeq, a predicted model, not a curated record